This is a messenger RNA of Belonocnema kinseyi, 3548 nucleotides long. RefSeq names its product transcription factor IIIB 90 kDa subunit (gene Brf). Gene Ontology annotation, molecular function: RNA polymerase III general transcription initiation factor activity; RNA polymerase III type 3 promoter sequence-specific DNA binding; TBP-class protein binding. The record is from RefSeq and is a predicted model, not a curated record. The coding region runs from base 183 to 2132 and encodes 649 amino acids. The transcript is spliced from 16 exons. Gene Ontology annotation, cellular component: transcription preinitiation complex; nucleus; transcription factor TFIIIB complex. Lineage: Eukaryota; Metazoa; Arthropoda; Insecta; Hymenoptera; Cynipidae. Gene Ontology annotation, biological process: transcription preinitiation complex assembly; DNA-templated transcription initiation; transcription by RNA polymerase III.
CUACAGAUUAACGCGUAAACUCGUGCAUGAGUGUAUGGCUCACAGUUAUUCCAUACCGUGUGGGUUCUUUAUGAAUUUUAAAGGGGUUUUAAAGCCACCAGACUGAAUUCUUUUGACACAAUCUGCUCGAUAGUUAACGUUUUUCAUCUGUCAUAAAGAGAUUAACGAAUAAUCCUUUCGAGAUGUCGGACGCAAAAUGCCGGGCCUGCGGGUCAACCGAAAUCGAAACCGAUCCAGCAAGAGGAGAUGCAGUAUGUACCAAUUGUGGUGUUGUUUUGGAAGAUCAAUUAAUCGUCAACGAAACAACUUUCGAGGAAACAUCAUCAGGGGGGAUGGCACUUCUAGGGCAUUUUGUAUCCAGUGACAGUACCGGAGGUCCCACCCACUUUGGCGGAACUUUUCAGUCAAAUGGCAAGGAAUCGAGAGAAAUCACUACUGCGAAUGCGAAACGCGGAAUCUCUCUCUUGUGUCAUCAAUUGGAUUUGACUACAAGUAUGAUCGACAUGGCUGUGAAUUUUUAUAGAAUGGCUCUGCAUAAAAAUUUAACCAGAGGCAGAAAACAGCAACUUAAUCACGCUGCUUGCGUUUAUAUAACUUGCCGAAUGCAAAAAACAUCACACAUGCUGAUCGACAUUAGCGACGUUUUGCAAAUCUGCGUCCAUGAAUUGGGACGGACUUACCUGAAGUUUGCUCAAGCACUCUGUAUCCAACUGCCUACAAUCGAUCCGUGUAUAUACGUAAUGAGAUUCGUAGGAAAGCUCGAAUUUGGAAAAAAGUCUAUCGAAGUGGAAACAACAGCAAACAGAUUGCUUGCCAGAAUGAAAAGAGAUAGUAUUCAUAGUGGCCGAAGACCUUCUGGAGUUAUUGGUGCAGCUCUUUUGAUAGCAGCAAGAUUGCAUGACUUCAAUCGAUCUCCAGCAGAUAUUGUAAAAAUUGUCAAAGUUCACGAAUCUACUUUACGUAAAAGGUUAAUAGAAUUCGGAGAAACUCCAUCUAGUGCUCUGACUUUGGAAGAAUUCAUGCAUGUUGACCUAGAAGAAGAACAAGAUCCACCUUCUUUUAAAAUGGCGCGGAAAAAGGAUAAAGAACGGUUGAAAAAAUUGGAAAACGUUGAACAAGAAUUGGACGAACUUCAAAAGGCCAUUAUGAAGCAAUUGGAGAAGAGACCCACGAAAACUAUGCGACAUAUCUUCGCUGAAGAGACCGACGCCGACAAAUUUAUUAGAGAAAGCAAUAUUAACAUAAUCCAGGAUUGUCUAUCGGAAAAUCCUGACGACGCUUAUAAUCGAGAUGCGGAAGAACCUGUUGUUGAACUAGGUCCGGAUAUUGCAUCUAUGGGAUUGUCGACCUCUUUUUAUGGAAAGGAAAAUGCCACCAAAGAGAAGCGUUCUCUGCCGUUUGAAAAUAUAUCGGGAGAACUCGAUUUAACAGGUCUGGAUGAUGAAGAGCUCGAUUCAUAUAUUAUGUCCGAAAAAGAAUCGCUAGGUAAAGUUACUCUGUGGAAUGACGUCAAUGCUCAAUACUUAAAGGAGCAACAAGAAAAGGAAGAGAAACGACUAAGAGAACUGGAGGAAGGAAAGCCGGAAAAAAAGAGAAGAAGAACGAACAGAAAAAAGAACAAUCAAACGCCUGCAAAUAGUGCAGGUGAAGCAAUUGAGAAGAUGUUACAGGAGAAGCGUAUAUCAAAUAAGAUUAAUUACGAAGUCUUAAAGAGCUUGGAUGUAGGAUUGAAUCAUUCGAAUCCACCAGCUCCUGAUUCUGUUUCGUCUCCUGUUCCUGCUCCUGAAUCGCCGUUCCUUUCGCCAGUGAAGAUGGAGAGGUUUAGUUAUCCCUCUUCCCCUGCAAAGCCGAAAUCAAGAUUCGAAAGACUGAACAUAGGUGCAACGCCGAAAUUCCAAGUUCUAAGAGAGGACGUUUUGAGAAAUAGGAAGAAAUCAAAUGUGGAUUCAGGACCUAGUGAACCUGCAGUAGAACCAAUGGAAUCUGACAAUGCUGCAGAUAUUGUCGAUGAUGCGGAUGACUACGACGAUGAGGAAGAGGAGCCGGAACCAGCAGAAGUGGGAAUAAAGGACUUGCUCGGAGGUAACAAUGACGAAGAUGAUUUCGACGAUUAUGAUGAAGAGGAAUAUUAAGCUAUUUGUUAAACAACUAUUUAUAUUUAUUUUGCACUGGUCGUUAUGCGAGAAAGAGAGAGUGAAUAUUUUACGAAAGUGAGGAAUGAUUGUUACACGUGUCGCGAUAAGACAGGCACUUUGUAGAGUUUACUUUUUGAUUAUUUUUACAUUGUUUACAGACUUCACUUACGUAAUGCGUCUACAUUUAACCACAAUCACUACAUAAUUCAUCAACUUUAAUCGCUCUCUUUUUCUCCUCAGUUAUUAUGUGAAAAAUGAAAUUUAACCUGGCGUUACUCAAUUAUUGAUAUGAAUCAAUGUAGAUUUUUACAAAUGUACGAAAUUAGCGAAAUUUUAGAAUGAAUAUAAUCAGAGAUGAAUCACUGAGUGAUUCAUCAAUUUGGUAAAUGCAAAUGCAAUUGAGAACACUUGCUUUAUUUAAGUGAUUUAUUGAGAAUUUUUCAUUUAAUCAUUAACCUUUCCAAAUUCUUUUCUAAUCGAAGAACUAAACCUUCUAUUAAAAUACUUAGGGAAACGAAUACAAAUGGACAAAAGGAUAUAUAGAGCCAUGUAGAGCCAUAUAGAAUUUAUAAAUGUUCUAUACGGCUCUAUAUGAUUCUAUAUAUCCUUUUGUCCAUUUAUACAGGUUUCUAUAAGACAUUUAAUGGAGGGAAGAAAGGAAAGAAUCACCACUGAGUGAAAAGUUAAUUGCGUGAAUGAAAAACCACAGUAUUUAAGAUACGGGAAAUGGUCGGUAUGAACAGCUAAGCAUAAUUUUAAGGAAUCAUAUUUAGGUUGUAAAAAUGUUGUGAUAAUCUAAAUCGUAUAGAACUGUAAGCCCAAGCGAUGAAAGACUGAUCAUACAAUUCUCACAACAUGAAACGGUGAAAUUAUACUUUUCCCGAAAGAAUUAAAAAAAAAGAAUUUUGUAGCGCUUGUGAGCUUUGGGAUACAUUGAUAAACAUCACAAAAUAAUGCCAUUGUCUUUUUGCGAUAAACUGAUCAAUUUUAGAUUAAAUUAUACAUCAUAUAUCCCAAAGUUUGUCCAUGAAAUUGCCUGUGCAGAAUACACUGUGUACUAAAGCAUUUAAAGAAAAUGUGAAAUUAGAAUUUAUAAGAAUCCUCGGAAUUGUGUUUAAUGUUUUUAAAUUCAAUUAUUAUUUAUUGGAUUGUAUCGAUUUCUUUUAUUUCAAUAGUUUUGCUUGAUCAAACAGUUUUGUCAAUGGUUUUCUUCAAAAACAAAGUCGCUUGAUUGACAAAAAAAUGGUGUGAUAUGUUGAGUGCCCGUAGAAUUAUUUUGGAUGAACGGAUUGCGUAUAAUUUAUUAUUGUAAUUUCUUUCUCUGUGCAUUGAUGAAGAAUUGUUUGUUACUCCUACUAUUAUCAAUAUUAUGUUCUGCUGUAAUUAUAUAAUAUAAACCUUCUAAUUUAUUCU